ACUUUCCGUUCAUUUCCGCCAUUGCAUCGUCUUGCCUCCAUUUUGCUCUCAUGUGUAUGUGUGCGUGCGCAGUGUCGGUGUAAACUGGAACGAAAACAGGACCGAAAGCAGAACGCACUAAGAGAUUUAUACAGAAAUGGACGGCAUCAGUGAUGUUGCAGUUGGAGUGAAGAGAGGAUCAGACGAGCUGUGCAUGUACAGCAGUCCCAACUCUGGCAUGAGCAGCAUCAGUGACGGGGCUUCCAAUGGCAGUGACAGUAAAAAGCUGAGGGUGGAGGAGUCUCCACCAUCUCGUGUGCUCCACAUCAGGAAGCUGCCCAACGAGGCUUCGGAGACGGAAGUCAUCGCCCUCGGCUUGCCUUUUGGCAAAGUCACCAACAUCCUCACACUGAAGGGAAAGAACCAGGCGUUCUUGGAGAUGGGGACAGAAGAGACAGCCGUCACUAUGGUCAACUACUACACCACUGUAACUCCUCACAUCCGCAACGUCCCCGUCUUUAUUCAGUACUCCAAUCACAAAGAACUCAAAACUGACUCUGGCAAUCAGCGGACCCAGGCGGUGCUUCAGGCGGUGUCAGCAGUCCAGUCCGGAGGGUCUCCGAGCUCUGAUGUACAGGAAGCUUUGGCUGCAGCCUCCAGCCCUGUGCUGCGGAUCAUCAUCGACAACAUGUUCUACCCUGUAACGCUGGACGUGCUGCAGCAGAUUUUCUCCAAGUUUGGCACAGUGAUGAAGAUAAUCACAUUCACCAAGAACAAUCAGUUCCAGGCUCUUCUGCAGUUCAGCGAUCCGGUCAACGCUCAGCAGGCCAAACUGGCACUGGACGGCCAGAACAUCUACAAUUCAUGCUGCACGCUGCGCAUCGACUUCUCCAAGCUGGUCAACCUAAACGUCAAGUACAACAACGAUAAGAGUCGCGACUACACGCGGCCCGAGCUGCCUGCUGGUGACGGGCAGCCCAGCCUCGACUCCACGGUGGCCGCUGCCUUCAGCAAAGACUCCAACUCCCUCCUCGGUAAGAUCCCAGGUGCCCUGAACCCUCUGAGCCUACACGUGGUCGUGGCGGCGGCGGCGGCUGCUGCUGCAGGGAGGGUAGCCCUCGCUGGACAGGCGGGCUCCAGUGGGGUCCUGCUGGUCAGCAACCUCAACGAGGAGAUGGUUACGCCCCAAAGUCUGUUUACCCUCUUCGGAGUGUAUGGUGAUGUCCAGAGGGUGAAAAUUCUUUACAAUAAGAAGGACAGCGCUCUCAUUCAGAUGUCUGACGGAAACCAGGCACAGCUGGCAAUGAGCCACUUGAAUGGCCAGAAGAUGUACGGCAAGAUCAUCCGGGUGACUCUGUCCAAGCACCAGACUGUGGCGCUGCCUCGGGACGGCCUGGACGACCAGGGCCUGACCAAGGACUUUGCCAACUCCCCGCUUCAUCGCUUCAAGAAACCCGGCUCCAAGAAUUUCCAGAACAUCUUCCCGCCGUCUGCCACCCUCCAUCUCUCCAACGUCCCACAAGAUGUGACGGAGGACGACCUGCGGCUGCUCUUCUCCAACGCUGGAGGCACCGUGAAAGCAUUCAAGUUUUUCCAGGAUCGCAAAAUGGCUCUGAUCCAGAUGUCGACCGUGGAGGAGGCCAUCCAGGCCUUGAUCGAACUUCACAACUACAACAUGGGGGGCAGCCAGCACCUGAGAGUCUCCUUCUCCAAGUCCACCAUUUAAAGCCGCGGUUGGAUGCAUCGAGGAGUCGAUCUGCUCUUGAUCCUGUCAUUCCUUGAGAGACUGAGUUUUUUUAUUUUCAAGAGAACAAUGAGUGUUGCAGAUCCUGGAUCCUCCCAGCUGUUCUUAACUGUACCUCUGUAUUUCUAUGUCGAGAACAAUCUUGACAUGAUUGAUUGUCCCCGUGUAUGAUAGUUUGAUGUAGUUUAACUCUUUAUUUAGUUGAAAAGAUACAGUACUUAUGUGCCUUACUUGACAAUAUCAACUGUUUCUACAGCUGGACAUGUUCUUGAAUUACCCUCCUAUGCUUUUGAGGCACAUUGGUAUUGGAUAUUUUUGUGGGGGGGUUAGUGAGAAUGCAAGCUGUUUCGUCAUCAUCACAGUUUCUGGAGCUCUGCCACCGACCAGGCGUAGCUUUUUAGUUGUAGAUUCAUAACGUUUCUCCCUUUUUAGUUUCGCACCAGGAAAGAAUAUUCCUGCGUCAACAUGUCAGAGUUUGACAGCUUCACUUGAAUUCCUUUAUUCCACAAGUACGUCGUAUAUCACAGCUAAGUAUUUCUUUCUCUGUGUUUUUGAAGCCUUCCAUACUUUUUCCUUAGCAGUGAGGUGUUAUAGUCAGCAUGUGUAGUAAAGACAGAGUGUUGCAUGCUGUGGAGGCAGUCAGAAGAUGAGUCCACUGUGAUUUCAUUGUCAUGUGAGCGUUUACUGGAGAGGGCUACUCAGUUGGACCAAAGUUUCUGUGCCUUUAGUGUUCCUUUAAUUCAUUUUAACAAAAAGCAUUUGAACACGCUGAGGCCCAGGAUGUGAGUUCUUGUGUUUAACUGCCCGACACCUCUCGGCUGGAGGUUAUUGCUCAGAAAUAAUAGUUAAAUGUGUAUUUCUUUUCUUUUAUACAGAUCAAAAUGUAAGGAUUUGGUAUAGUUCUGAAAGGCACAAUUAAAGGAUGGAUUAUUUUCUAACAAGGGGAGGUGCGCCUUUGUUUCCUGCUUUUUGAGUUUUCCCUCUCAUGGUCUCUCGUGUAUUCUGCAUUACGUCUGUAGCAUGCUUAAUAAAACUAUUCUGUAGCUCUGCAUCCCCUUCUCUGUCUCUCUGCUCUGUUCUGUCUGCUCUCUUCUGAAGCCAUCUUCAGUCCCAGGGUGGGAAAGAAGCCAACUUUCAUUUUGGAGCAACUAGAGAAGGAGCUCUAAUCAGCCAGAUUGAGCCUGUGAUGCUACUAAUUCACAGGACAAGAAAUGCAUUUAGUUGAUGUUUCCCACCCUGCACACUGAAUCUAUUCCUCUGAAGUCUCGCUCCUCUCUCUUCUGGUAGUUCACUAUUUUCUAAUCCGCCUCUCGGGGCCUCGCUCGCUCUCCUGACAAUCUGUCUGAUCUGUCUCCUUGCUCUCACACCUUUUUUAUCAAUUACACAAAUGGCCUCAUCUGUCAUUUUUCCAAGCUCUGCAUUUUAUGCCAGCAUUGGAGCCUCUGAGUGAAACGCUUCAGACUUCUCACCUUUCUGUCAAAAUCUCCAUGUUAAUGCAAAACUAAUGACUUUAGUCGCAGUAAGUUUUCCCGAUGUCCUCGAGAAAAAGUCGACCAUAAAUCACAUUUUAAAGCUGA
Molecule: messenger RNA, 3300 nt
Organism: Cottoperca gobio
Lineage: Eukaryota; Metazoa; Chordata; Actinopteri; Perciformes; Bovichtidae
Product: polypyrimidine tract-binding protein 2-like
Biological process (GO): mRNA processing
Cellular component (GO): nucleus
Molecular function (GO): RNA binding
Source: RefSeq, a predicted model, not a curated record